AUGAUUGUUGGAGACUGUAGCCUUCCUAGGUUCAUCAUAUUCAAGAACAAGAAAAUCGCUGAGAAGAUAAGAGGUGCCAAUCCACCAAAACUCCAAGAAGCCGUCAAGAAGCUCGCCGCAGAAGCUGACUCAGAUGGUGCUGGUGGCUUUACCACAGCUGGAAGAUGGACAGCUCUUGCUGCCCUACAAGGCUACCAAUACAUCAUCGACCAAGUUGACAUACGAGGCAUAGAACUGCUGAACUCGAGUAGCGACAGCGGGACCACGGACGCUGUUCGAUGGCCCAAAGCCAUCAUCCCUCUGCGUUGCAGGGAAGCGAAAGGACAAAGCCACGUCGACAUGUGGCAAGGGCAUAGACUGGAUGGAGAUAGGGACAAGGUGAAGCUGGAUGGGAUCAGGAUUGUUGGGGAGACGGGGGAGUCGAAGGAUCCAGGGAAUUUAGAGAAGGUGGGGGACCACGAGCGAUGGUAUACAGCACGCAUGGAUGUGCACUUCGAAGAGUAG
Messenger RNA from Bacidia gigantensis, 504 nucleotides. RefSeq lists its product as uncharacterized. The transcript is spliced from 3 exons. Bases 1 to 504 code for a protein of 167 amino acids. The record is from RefSeq and is a predicted model, not a curated record. NCBI's taxonomy places the organism in Eukaryota, Fungi, Ascomycota, Lecanoromycetes, Lecanorales, Ramalinaceae.